CAUUUAAAAUGUUCCCCUGAACAGAAACCCGCACAAUAUUACAAAACACUUUUAAAAAUAAAUAAAAAUUUCUCAAUAAAAAAAACUAAAAUUUACCUCGAAAAAUGGCUCGCUACAAUUGGCUUUACCGCAAAGUGCGAAAAUACAUGCAGCCCGUAGACUUUGAUGUCGCCGAAAAAUGGAAGAAACGCCUGUCACUCAUCUAUUUCUUGUGUGCCUGGAACGCAAUUGCCUUCAUCGGAUUUCAAUACUACCGCGGCAAAGGCGAUUGGGCGAAAGCUGCAGGUCUCAAAACGGAAGGCGAGGAAAAAAUUCCCGUCGCCGCGCAAUACGCCAACGUCCUUGGCAUCAAAAAUGCUCAUGUCACGAGGAUAUCGGGCUUAAAAAAAUCCGCCGAAUACGAAAUUGUCGACGGCGAAGUGCGGUUCAAAGACACAAAUGACCAAAAUGAGUCAAUUUCUAGUUAAAAUUUUUAAUUUUGUGUAGUUAAUAAAUUUAUUUAAUAAUAAAAAUAAUU
Molecule: messenger RNA, 517 nt
Organism: Culicoides brevitarsis
Lineage: Eukaryota; Metazoa; Arthropoda; Insecta; Diptera; Ceratopogonidae
Exons: 1
Coding region: 105-467 (120 amino acids)
Source: RefSeq, a predicted model, not a curated record